GAAUAUCUGUCAACAAAUUUUCACUUCAAUGACAGAAGAACGAAAAAUUUUCUUGUAAUAUUUCAAAUCACUUUUAAAUAACUUUAUUAUUGCAAAAAGUCUAACACAAAAUAUCUUUUUAAAAAUGACUAUAAUCGACAACAUUCGUGAUUGGUUUACCGCAGAAACUGCCCGCAACAAAAAUGCCUCAAUAUUAUCUGGAUUUUUGUUUUUUGCUGGUUGGUGGUUCCUUAUCGAUGCUAUGUCAAUUGACCCCAAACAUCAAAUCACCACAGGUCAAGUGUUUGUUGGAAUCUUCGGGACACUUAGUUUCUUUAUGGUCAACACUGUGAAAAAUUCUCAUAUAAACGAAAAUUCGGAUGAUAAUGGAGCUAAAUUAGCCAAGAUCUGGCUUCUAAUUGGCUUUGUCAUGGGAUUCGCAUCUGUUAUCGCUGCCGUUUGGAUUAUGAUCGAUGAUUUCAUUAACAAUCCUAAAAAAGACAACUGGCCAGGAGUAGCUCUCCUGAUGCAGAAUGUUCUCAUUCUAGUUGGCAGUCUAGUUUAUAAGUUUGGUCGCAACGAAGAAGAUUGGAAUGAUUCGUAAAUUUGUUGCAGCUAAUUUUUCGAUUUAAGGAAUCUUGGUUUUCCCUUAGCAUUUACGUUUCUACAAACAAAAAAGAAGAACAUAUUUUUAUUUUGUAUCUAAUCAUAAAAGAAAUAACAUAAUUUUAUUCAUAUUUAUUUCUAGAAAAACAAACAAACACACAUAAGUAAUGUAUGUAAAUCUCAAAAGAAUAUUCUUAAAACGACAAGACAAUUGUAAGGGCAAUGUGUUAUUCGAAAUUAAUGCGAAGUCGUUUUUAUUUUAAAAUAAGCCCAAAUUUAAUGGAAAAGUAAUUUUUAGAAAAUAUCAUUAACGAAAAAUAAAAACUAAACGAGUGUUUUUAGUAAACUUAA
Eupeodes corollae is the source of this 936-nucleotide messenger RNA. Its product is annotated as transmembrane protein 50B. The transcript is spliced from 4 exons. Lineage: Eukaryota; Metazoa; Arthropoda; Insecta; Diptera; Syrphidae. The record is from RefSeq and is a predicted model, not a curated record. Bases 125 to 583 code for a protein of 152 amino acids. Gene Ontology annotation, biological process: protein targeting to vacuole; late endosome to vacuole transport via multivesicular body sorting pathway.